UUCUCUGUGGCGGCUGUGGGGUCGGGGGACCGUCCUCUUCAUCUUGGCAAGCCCGGGGGCCGACGUGCUCAGAGUGGUCGGAAUCCGGUGGUCGCAGCAGAGACUCCCCGGGGGACGGGACUGUGCUUUCUGGGGGAGGGGGGGGGGGGCAUUCUGCGGACCUCCGCUGGGGCUUUCUCACCUGGGAGGGUCGGAGGGGAAAUCCAAAGACGUUGACGCUGGGUGUGACAGGUGAAAUAGGAGCAGGUUGGGGGUGGGGUUGUGGCAAUGCAGUCUCGCCUCUCUGCACUAAAACUAAUUGAUGGACAGACGUGGGGCCCUCCUUGGUUUGGGUCUCUUACAGUUGAGUGUGAAAAAAAAGAGAAAGAGUUAACCAGAGCUAGCGCGUGCCGAAGUCAACCUGCAGUUUCCAGGACUCUAGUUCUGUCGCUCUGUGUGCGGGUCUCCUGCCCAUUACCUCGACUGCAUAGCACAACCGCUCUUCGCGGUUACCAGGAGCUGUGGGGAUAGAUAUCUUUGCCCCAUCUAUGGCCUCUGAAGCCAGCGGACACUCCUCUAUCGAGAAAGCCCUGAUACCCUUAUUUGCUGAGGAUCCAACAAAGUGUCUUUUUCCCUUCCAAGUCACUUUUCUUGGUGAACUUACGCACAAGUUUGGAACCUCUCAAAGCUGAGCCAGGAAUUCCCAGCUUCCUGCUGUGUCCACUUGUCUCUUCACACAUGGCUACGGUCCCUACGAGCCCCAGUUCACCUCUCCGGCCAGAGGACCUCCUGAGCGAUUCGUCAGAGCCGCCUGGGUUGAACCAGGUGUCCUCAGAGGUGACCUCCCAGCUCUAUACUUCCCUGCAUCUCAGCCGUCAGGCAGAGGCCACAGCCCGAGCUCAGCUGUAUUUAGCGUCCACCUCACCUCCUAAUGAGGGCUUAGACAGCUUGGCUCAAGAGCUGAGUCGCAGCUUGUCCAUUGGACUGGAGAACAACGUGAAGAAAAAGGAUGGCUCUAAGCAUAUCUUUGAGAUGGAAAGUGUUCGGGGUCAGCUCCAGACCUUGCUCCAUACCUCACGUGACUAUCCAGGGGAUCCCCUCAUUCGAGGAGCUGGCUCAGAGAGACGGGAAGAGGACUCUUUUGACAGUGACAGCACAGCUACCUUGCUCAACACCCGGCCUCUGCAAGACCUGUCUCCAUCCAGCUCAGCCCAGGCACUGGAAGACUUGUUUCCCCGCUACACCAGCCUUCGGCCAGGCGCCCCCACCAACCCCCCAGAUUUUCAGGGACUGAGAGAUGCGCUGGACUCAGAGCUUACACGCCGAAAGCACUGUGAGCGCAGCAUUCAGAGCCUGCAGACCCGGGUGCUGGAGCUGCAGCAGCAGCUAGCUGUGGCUGUUGCCGCCGACCGCAAGAAAGAUGUCAUGAUUGAGCAGCUGGACAAGACCCUGGCCCGAGUGGUGGAGGGCUGGAAUCGGCAUGAGGCGGAGCGGACGGAGGUGCUGCGGGGGCUCCAAGAGGAGCGGCAGGCAGCAGAGGUCACCAGAAGCAAGCAGCAGGAGACGGUAACACGCCUGGAACAAAGCCUUUCUGAGGCCGUGGAAGCCCUGAAUCGUGAGCAGGAGGGCACCAGGCUGCAGCAGAGGCAAAGAGAGGCUCUGGAAGAAGAAAGGCAAGCCCUGACGCUGAGGCUGGAGGUGGAGCAGCAGCAGUGCCGGGCCCUCCAGGAAGAGCGGGAUGAGGCUAGGGCCGGGCUGCUCUGUGAGCGCCGGAAGCUGGAGGCCCUUCAGGUUGCUCUAGACGAAGAAAGGCAGGCCUGGACCCAGCAGGAGCACCAGCUGAGGGAGCGCCACCAGGCGCUGCAGGAAGAAGGCCAGGCUCAGCUGGAAAGAGAGAAGGGGAACAGCCAGCGGGAGGCGCAGGCAGCCCGGGAGGCCCAGCAGCAGCUGGCCCUGCUGCAGUCUGAGGUGCAGCGGCUGGAGGGGGAGCUGGACACAGUCCGGAGAGAGAGGGAUGCACUGCAGCUGGAGAUGAGCCUGGUCCAGGCCAGAUACGAGAGCCAGCGGAUCCAGAUGGAGUCGGAGCUGGCAGUGCAGCUGGAGCAGCGGGUGACGGAGCGGCUGGCGGAGGCUCACGAGAGCAGCCUGCGCCAGGCUGCCUCUCUGAGGGACCACCAUAGGAAGCAGCUACAGGAACUCGGCGGACAGCACCAGCAGGAGCUGGCUGCCCAGCUGGCUCAGUUCAAGGUCGAAAUGGCUGAACGCGAGGAACGGCAGCAGCAGGUGGCUCAGGACUAUGAGCUCAGACUGGCAAGGGAGCAGGCCCGAGUGCGAGACCUGAAGAGUGGCAACCAGCAGCUGGAGGAGCAGCGGGUGGAGCUGGUGGAGCGGCUGCAGGCCAUGCUACAGGCCCACUGGGACGAGGCCAGCCAGCUGCUCAGCGCCACGCUCCUGCCUUCCAACCCUCAGGCUCCUCCUGCUGAGCUCUCCAGCCCUGGGCCUCUGGAGCUGGAGAAGGGGGAGAGGAGGGUAUGGGCCAUGCCCCCCAUGGCUGUGGCCCUGAAGCCUGCGCUGCAGCAAAACCGAGAAGUGAGGGGUGAUCUGCCUGGAGCACCUCCCGUUCUCGGGAGCACCUCCCCAGAUCUCAGCCUGCUGCUGGGACCCCCUUUCCAGAACCAGAAUUCCUUCCAGCCCUUGGAGCCCAAACCAGAUGUGGCUCCCCCCACAGCUGGGCCCUUCUCUGCACUGGAGGCACUCACUGCUGACCACAGGGCAGAGCGACCAUUUCCGGAGGAAGACCCUGGAUCUGAUGGGGAUGGCUCCCUGAAGCCAGGGCUGCCCCCUGCUUCUCAGCUCGAAGGCCUUAAGAAUUUUUUGCAGCAGCUGCUGGACACAGCACCCCAGAGCCAUGAAAGCCCCUCUGUUGACCUGUUGCCCUCUAAGUCUGGCUCUCGGGCGGUCUCCUCCUGGGAAGAAGCCCCUCAGGUGCCACGCCUUCCGCCUCCUGUCCACAAAACUAAGGUUCCCUUAGCCAUGGCAUCGAGUCUCUUCAGAGCCCAUGAGCUCCCCUCAUCCCAUUUUCAGGGCAGCGGCCUCAGCACUGGCUCCCCAGAGAGAGGUGCGGACGGGCUCAGCCCCCGGAGGCAGCUGAUGGAAGUGUCCGAGCUCUUCCGCCUGUACCAGGCCCGGGGCUGGGGCGCCCUGCCUGCCGAGGACCUGCUGCUCUACCUGAAGAGGCUAGAACACGGCGGCACUGAUGGCCAAGGGGAUCUUGUCCCCAGAAGAAACACAGACUCCCGCCUGGGUGAGAUCCCCCGGAAAGAGGUGAGGGGCUCUGCAGGAACCAGGGGUGACCAGGCCUCUUGUCUGACCAGAGACCCCAACUCUCCACACGCCCUGGCUGGCCCCGCCCCUCCACUGUGUGGUCUCGGCCCCCACUUGCUAGGGCUUGCCCUUCCUCUCCCCUGUGCUCACUGGUUGGGGCCUCCUCUGGGGGGUGGAAAGUGGGGGUACAGGAUGGUGGUUUCUUCUUUCCUCUCAAUUCGCAGAUCCCCGCCCAUGUCCCUCGACGCCUUGCUUCAGCCCCUAAGACUGAAAAGCCUUCUCGGAAGAAAAGUGGGCAAUCUGCCCCCGGCAGUGUGCGGAGUCGGGGAGGCAUCUGGAGAUGAGGCCUUCUCCUCUGCAUUGUCCUCGUCGCUGUUCAUUUUCGUCUGCCCUGUAGUCUGUCUGUAUCAGAGGAAUUUGGAAAAUGGAGAUUUUGUAGGAAGCUACUUUGUGAAGAAACCUUUAAAAAUAGUUCCAGUAUUUUAAAAUAUAUUUGUUAUUUCCUAUAAGAAAACAUAGGGAGUCUUUGGGGCUGCUGUGUGACUGGAGGUGUGAGUGGGCUGAGGCUCUGUGGGCUUGGGUUUAGCAUUAAGUGAAUUAUGAAGGACUUUGUUAUACAUUUUGUAUUUUUCAUACUUUCUGAAAUAAGUAUAUAUUACUUGAGUGACCAGAAACUCCCAAACUUUUAAUAAAAGGGUAAAUUAUUGUAUAAAACAUUGGAGAGAAAGCUUUGAUGCUGGGAAGAAAGUUUUGUCAUUUAAAAUGUGUUAGAUUAUUUUUAUAUGAGUUUUUAGUUGUUGUUGUUUUGUUUUUUCCUCUUUUG
Messenger RNA from Psammomys obesus (fat sand rat), 4126 nucleotides. RefSeq names its product centrobin, centriole duplication and spindle assembly protein (gene Cntrob). Bases 718 to 3789 code for a protein of 1023 amino acids. The transcript has 18 exons. Lineage: Eukaryota; Metazoa; Chordata; Mammalia; Rodentia; Muridae. Gene Ontology annotation, cellular component: centrosome; centriole. Gene Ontology annotation, biological process: mitotic cytokinetic process; centrosome separation; centriole replication. The record is from RefSeq and is a predicted model, not a curated record.